UAGACAGCGGUGCAUGCUGGAUCUUGGCAAUAUGGCGUCCUCCUUGAUGUGCUGAUGAGAGGAGUUUUACUGUUGCUCCAGAGCAGAGGGCAAAACUCCCCUGACCCAAUAAGCCCAGUUUUCCUGUGUGGUCCGCAGACCCGUGUCGCGCGUGUCUCGGGACUCGUUCCCGGACAGGAGAGAGCCACGAAGCCGAAGGCCAGGACGGGUCAGGCCGCGCGGACCCGGGGCUGAGGAGCCGGCUGCGGACGGGCACGAUGGGCCGGUCCUGGCUCAGGUUGCAGCCCCUCAGGCGAGUGCGGGACCCGCAGGGCUGAGAGCCGGUGGACGAGCCCCGAAGCCCCUUGAGCCCGACCUCCUGAGGCCUCAGCCCGGCCAGCGCAGUGGGAGAACCCGCACCGUGAGCGGGGCGGCCUGGCUGCCCUGGGAUCCACUGAGGCGUUGGAGGCCGGGAGCAGGGUCAUCCCCCAGGCCUGAAGUCUCUCCCGCCUUGACAGUCCGGCCCACAGCUCUUCCGGAAACCGACGGCCUCCGGAGCUGCGGGUGUGGGCUGGGGCGCGUGUGUGCCCGCGCAGCUCUUGGGGCUGCGGGUUGGUUACCCACCGGCUCUACACCCCCACCCCGCCCCCUCCGACUUCCCGCCCAGAGUUCGAGAUAAAGAUCUCCGAGUGUUUUGCCUGAAUAAGAUCUUCGAACACUCUCCCACCAUUUCUUCCCCCAACUCCCCGUUUUCCUGUAUUUUAUUUCUCCAGUUCUGGUACACACUAGUUUUUAAGGCUGGAGGUUCUUGAGCGCUUGCUGCCAAGGACUCCCCCUCCCCCUCCCCCCCUGAUGGAGUCGGAGAUGCUGCAGUCGCCUCUUAUGGGACUCGGGGAGGAAGAUGAGGCCGACCUUACAGAUUGGAACCUGCCUUUGGCUUUUAUGAAAAAAAGACAUUGUGAGAAAAUCGAAGGCUCCAAAUCUUUAGCGCAGAGCUGGAGAAUGAAGGAUCGGAUGAAGACAGUUAGUGUGGCCUUGGUCCUGUGCCUGAAUGUGGGCGUGGAUCCUCCAGAUGUGGUGAAGACAACACCUUGUGCGAGAUUGGAGUGCUGGAUCGAUCCUCUGUCUAUGGGUCCUCAGAAAGCUCUGGAAACUAUCGGUGCAAACCUACAGAAGCAGUAUGAGAACUGGCAGCCAAGGGCUCGGUACAAACAGAGCCUCGAUCCCACUGUGGAUGAAGUCAAGAAGCUCUGCACGUCCCUGCGCCGGAAUGCCAAGGAGGAGCGGGUCCUCUUCCACUAUAACGGUCAUGGGGUGCCCAGGCCUACCGUGAACGGAGAAGUCUGGGUCUUCAACAAGAACUACACUCAGUACAUCCCUCUGUCCAUAUAUGACCUGCAGACCUGGAUGGGCAGCCCGUCCAUCUUUGUCUACGACUGUUCCAAUGCUGGCCUCAUCGUGAAGUCCUUCAAGCAGUUUGCACUGCAGAGGGAGCAAGAGCUGGAGGUAGCUGCAAUUAACCCAAACCAUCCACUUGCCCAGAUGCCCUUGCCUCCAUCAAUGAAAAACUGCAUCCAGCUGGCAGCCUGCGAGGCACACGAGCUCUUGCCAAUGAUCCCUGACCUCCCAGCCGACCUGUUCACAUCCUGUCUCACCACUCCCAUCAAGAUUGCUCUGCGCUGGUUUUGCAUGCAGAAGUGUGUUAGUCUGGUGCCUGGAGUCACACUGGAUUUGAUAGAAAAGAUUCCUGGUCGGCUGAAUGACCGGAGGACCCCUCUGGGUGAACUGAACUGGAUCUUCACAGCCAUCACAGACACCAUCGCCUGGAAUGUGCUCCCUCGGGAUCUCUUCCAAAAGCUCUUCCGACAGGACCUGCUGGUGGCAAGUUUGUUUAGAAAUUUUUUAUUGGCAGAAAGAAUCAUGAGGUCGUAUAACUGCACUCCAGUGAGCAGCCCACGACUCCCACCGACAUACAUGCAUGCCAUGUGGCAGGCCUGGGACCUUGCUGUGGACAUUUGCCUGUCUCAGUUGCCAACCAUCAUCGAGGAGGGCACUGCCUUCAGGCACAGCCCAUUCUUUGCUGAGCAGCUGACGGCAUUCCAGGUGUGGCUCACAAUGGGUGUGGAAAACAGGAGCCCCCCAGAGCAGCUGCCCAUUGUCCUACAGGUGCUGCUAAGCCAGGUGCACCGGCUGAGGGCCUUAGACUUGUUGGGACGCUUUUUGGACUUGGGUCCCUGGGCGGUGAGCUUGGCCCUGUCAGUGGGCAUCUUCCCCUAUGUGCUGAAGCUGCUCCAGAGCUCAGCCCGAGAGCUGCGGCCACUCCUUGUCUUCAUCUGGGCCAAAAUCCUCGCUGUGGACAGUUCGUGCCAGGCUGACCUCGUGAAGGACAACGGUCACAAGUACUUCCUUUCCGUCUUGGCAGACCCAUAUAUGCCAGCUGAACAUAGGACCAUGACAGCCUUCAUUCUUGCUGUAAUCGUCAACAGCUACACAACAGGGCAAGAAGCCUGCCUGCAGGGGAACUUGAUUGCCAUCUGCCUGGAGCAGCUCAGUGACCCACACCCCUUGCUGCGCCAGUGGGUGGCCAUUUGCCUAGGAAGGAUCUGGCAGAAUUUCGACUCUGCGAGGUGGUGUGGGGUAAGAGACAGCGCCCACGAGAAGCUCUACAGCCUCCUCUCCGACCCCAUCCCUGAGGUUCGAUGUGCAGCUGUGUUUGCCCUUGGCACCUUUGUGGGAAACUCUGCUGAGAGGACCGACCACUCUACCACCAUCGACCACAAUGUGGCCAUGAUGCUGGCCCAGCUGAUCAAUGACGGGAGUCCCAUGGUCCGAAAGGAGCUGGUGGUGGCUCUGAGUCACCUUGUAGUUCAAUAUGAGAGCAAUUUCUGCACUGUGGCCCUGCAGUUCAUGGAAGAGGAAAAGAACUACCCCUUGCCUUCUCCUGCAGCCACAGAGGGGGGGAGCUUGACCCCAGUUCGAGACAGCCCGUGCACCCCCAGACUCCGUUCAGUGAGCUCCUAUGGGAACAUCCGAGCUGUCACCACAGCUAGGAACCUGAACAAAUCCUUGCAGAAUCUGAGCUUGACAGAAGAAUCGGGCAGCUCAGUGGCCUUCUCCCCUGGGAACCUCAGCACCAGCAGUAGCGCCAGCAGCACCUUGGGAAGCCCUGAGAAUGAAGAGUACAUCCUGUCCUUUGAGACCAUCGACAAGAUGCGGCGUGUGAGCUCCUACUCGGCACUCAAUUCCCUCAUAGGAGUUUCUUUUAAUAGUGUUUACACUCAAAUUUGGAGAGUCUUGCUACAUCUAGCUGCUGAUCCCUAUCCAGAUGUUUCUGAUUUGGCCAUGAAAGUCCUCAACAGCAUUGCUUACAAGGCCACAGUGAAUGCCCGGCCCCAGCGAAUCCUCGACACAUCCUCGCUCACCCAGUCGGCCCCAGCCAGCCCGACCAACAAGGGCAUGCACAUCCACCAAGUGGGAGGCUCCCCCCCAGCAUCUAGCACCAGCAGCUGUAGCCUGACCAAUGAUGUGGCCAAGCAGACUGUCAGCCGUGACCUGCCCUCCAGCCGCCCGGGCACUGCGGGCCCCACAGGGGCCCAGUAUACCCCUCACUCCCACCAGUUCCCUCGAACACGAAAGAUGUUUGACAAAGGCCCUGAUCAGACCACAGAUGAUGCAGAUGAUGCUGCCGGACACAAAAGCUUCAUUUGUGCUACGAUACAGACUGGGUUCUGCGACUGGAGUGCCCGCUACUUUGCCCAGCCAGUCAUGAAGAUCCCUGAAGAGCAUGACCUGGAGAGUCAGAUCCGUAAGGAACGAGAGUGGCGGUUCCUGAGGAACACUAGAGUCAGAAAGCAGGCACAGCAGGUCAUCCAGAAGGGCAUCACCAGACUGGAUGAUCAGAUAUUUCUGAACAGAAACCCUGGCGUCCCCUCUGUGGUCAAAUUCCACCCCUUUACACCAUGUAUAGCUGUUGCCGACAAGGACAGCAUCUGUUUUUGGGACUGGGAGAAAGGAGAGAAGCUGGACUAUUUCCACAAUGGCAACCCUCGGUACACCAGGGUCACCGCCAUGGAGUACCUGAAUGGCCAGGACUGCUCCUUGCUGCUGACAGCCACAGAUGACGGUGCCAUCAGGGUCUGGAAAAAUUUUGCUGAUUUGGAAAAGAAUCCAGAGAUGGUUACUGCAUGGCAGGGGCUCUCAGACAUGCUGCCAACAACACGAGGAGCUGGGAUGGUGGUAGACUGGGAACAAGAAACUGGCCUCCUCAUGAGCUCAGGGGACGUGCGCAUUGUCCGAAUCUGGGACACUGACCGUGAGACAAAAGUGCAGGAUAUUCCCACGGGUGCUGACAGCUGUGUGACAAGUCUGUCCUGUGAUUCCCACCGCUCACUCAUUGUGGCUGGCCUGGGCGACGGCUCCAUCCGAGUCUAUGACAGGAGGAUGGCACUCAGUGAAUGCCGGGUCAUGACUUACCGAGAGCACACUGCGUGGGUGGUAAAGGCCUACCUGCAGAAGCACCCUGAGGGCCACAUCGUGAGUGUGAGUGUCAAUGGAGAUGUGCGCUUCUUUGAUCCUCGGAUGCCUGAGUCCGUGAAUGUAAUGCAGAUUGUGAAGGGGCUGACAGCCCUCGACAUCCAUCCCCAAGCAAACCUGAUCGCCUGUGGCUCCAUGAACCAGUUCACAGCCGUCUACAACGGAAACGGGGAGCUGAUCAACAACAUCAAAUACUACGAUGGGUUCAUGGGCCAGCGCGUUGGGGCCAUCAGCUGCUUGGCUUUCCACCCACACUGGCCUCAUCUGGCAGUAGGAAGCAAUGACUACUACAUCUCUGUGUAUUCGGUGGAAAAGCGCAUCAGAUAGCGGCACCCAGGACUCCUGCCAGGCUGCAGCCACCCUCUGCUGUACAUAGUGAACCAACUGCACUGCUUGGGUUGCAGUGCCCACCUACCUACCCACCUUGCAAACCUUGGCUCCCAAUUUGGCCAUGGCCAACUGAGGAGGGGGCUUGCACUUCUUUCUGUCUGUCUUCACUGUAAUGUACAAGUCCAGAGCAGGGGAGGGUUUGAUGCUGCUUCCCAUCAAGAACCAGCACCCAGGCACCAAGGACCUCAUGAUGCCUCUCAGCACAUCAUGGUCCUUUUCUGUCCUGUUUUCUUCUGAGAUUUUACAAAGGGAUACAUUUAGUUUUUCCAUGUGAUCAAAGCAUUAGUCACAGGACAGAUGGAGCCCUGUAGAAACACUGCGUUUGGGGCUCCUGAGAGCCGUGGCCCAGCCCCACUGUCCUCUCAUGUGGACAGGAACCCCUCAGAGUAGGCUGGGCAAUGCUGAAAAAUGGAAGAAAGCAAUUGAGGAGGAGAGGGGAGGCCUCUCCUGCUACCCAAGUAUGGAAGUCUGAGCCUGGCCCUCGUAGGGCACAGAGGCAGCCCAGCACACCCACCUCAUGGCUGGGUAUGUUAUGAUGGUGUGAGGAAAGGCCCCCGCCUGCACAGCUAGACCUCUGAGGUCUAGUCUGGGCUCCUAACAUGAACUGGGUUACAGGAAAGGACUCUGUGGCUGCAGACAGAUGAGGCAGAUCCGUAGAAUUAGCUGUUGCCUCAGCCUGCCAGGCUCAUUCUGAAGUGCUUCUCUCCCAUAGGGCAGUAGCAGUGGCCACGGCCCCUAGCUCCCUGUGUGUGCCACACACGGGCACACAAGCAUGCAGGCACGCAGCCUCCCCAUCCAUGCCCAAGCACAUAUGGGUGCCCUGGUCUUCCUGUCUGUGCACACUGAGGGUGUGCACAUGUGCGGGUCCACAGUCUCCCCUCCUGCACAUGUAUGAGCACUGUGGCCUGCCACAGGUGCACUCACAUGCUGGCCUCACACUCAUCACACACACACACACAGGUUCAGAGACUGCAUUGGACCCUAGAGGCAUGUGGGCAGCAACAGCCCCAUGGAUGGUGUGACUAAGGUUGCAUGAUGCAAUCUGUGAUGUGGAAGAGUUUCUCAGCAGUGUCCUGGUGUGCUGUCAUGUGUCUGUGUGCACGUGAAAGUGAGGGGCCAUGGACAUUUCAGCCCUGGAUGGAGCACAGCAUUGCUGAGGAGUUGCACACAAACAGGGCACAACAGUAAUGAUGUUUUGAAAAGCAUUUUCCGUUUUCCCUGGGAAUCAGGAUCUUUCAGAGGAGGACAAAAUGGCUUAAUCAGGUCUGCCACCAGGAGUCCACACAGGUUGGUACAGUGAGGGCAGAGGCUGGGUCCCUGUGCUGUGCUCAACGGAUCUGUUUUAGUCAAGAGCAUCUUCCUUGUGAAAGGAUCCCUGCAGGCAGUCCUGGGCUGACCACAGGGCCAGAUGGGGCUGGACAAGCAGGACAGGAGACCCUUGUAUCAGGAGGAAGGCUCAUCCACUUGGCCAGACAGCAGCUUGGAGUCAGGAAGGCCUUGGGACCACCUGACAUCCCCAGGAGCCCACUUGCCCAGUUGUGCAGAGCGUUCCAGUGGGGGACACGCUGGAACCUUCCAGCAGCUGGACUCCAAAUGUGGUCCAGCUCAGUCCCUGUCUAGCUGGUGGUUCUGUUUUGGUGCACGAGGCCACCUGAAGGGUUGAGUGACCUCCCUUCCCUGGUGGAGCUGCAGUGCUUGACCCUGCCCACGGGCUGGGCCUUCACAAGUCUGAUGCGAAAAUUCAAUCAUGAAGCUAACUAAGGCUCGAGAGAGCGCUGGCCUAGAGUUCAUUGUCUCUAUUUAUUUUACCCAAAUGAGAGUUGAAAAGGACUGACAAGACGUGGGACUGCGAUGAAGCUCAGAGCAGUGACAAGCAGCAAGUGUUAAUAAAGAAUAAAGCCGUGAGAAGAGA
Peromyscus californicus insignis is the source of this 6814-nucleotide messenger RNA. It is a transcript of the gene Rptor, whose product is annotated as regulatory associated protein of MTOR complex 1. Gene Ontology annotation, molecular function: protein-macromolecule adaptor activity; protein binding. The record is from RefSeq and is a predicted model, not a curated record. Gene Ontology annotation, cellular component: cytoplasm; TORC1 complex. NCBI's taxonomy places the organism in Eukaryota, Metazoa, Chordata, Mammalia, Rodentia, Cricetidae. Gene Ontology annotation, biological process: cellular response to amino acid stimulus; regulation of autophagy; positive regulation of protein serine/threonine kinase activity. Bases 832 to 4839 code for a protein of 1335 amino acids. The transcript has 34 exons.